GUCACCAUCCCGCCUCGUGACCGAGCCCGGUGUAAGAAAUAGAGGUGACCUCCGGAACCAGUGGCAGGCAGGCAGGCGCAGUUUGCAAGACCAACUUUGAGUUGAAAAAUGGCUGAUCCUAUCCGAGUUCUGGUGACCGGCGCGGCUGGGCAGAUCGCUUACUCUCUGCUCUACGGCAUCGCCAAGGGAGACGUGUUUGGCAAAGAUCAGCCUCUUAUCCUGGUGCUGCUGGACAUCCCUGCCAUGCUGCCCGUGCUGGAUGGUGUGGUCAUGGAGCUGCAGGAUUGCGCGCUCCCACUUCUGAAGGAGGUCAUCCCUACAGAUAAAGAGGAAGUGGCGUUUAAGGACCUGGAUGCUGCCAUUCUGGUGGGCUCCAUGCCCAGGAAGGAGGGAAUGGAGAGGAAAGACCUACUCAAGGCCAACGUGGCCAUCUUUAAGUCUCAGGGCGCAGCGCUGGACAAGUACGCCAAGAAGACAGUCAAGGUUCUUGUGGUGGGAAACCCAGCCAACACCAACUGCUUGAUUGCGGCGAAGUCGGCUCCCUCCAUUCCCAAAGAGAACUUCUCCUGCCUGACUCGCCUGGAUCAUAACCGCGCCAGCUCUCAGGUGGCGAUGCGCUGUGGUGUUUCAGCCAGCAACGUGAAGAACGUGAUUAUCUGGGGAAACCACUCGUCCACCCAGUACCCUGAUGUCCACCACUGCACGGUCCAAGUCGGGGGGAAAGACGUGGCCGCGUUCGACGCCGUGAAGGACGACAGCUGGCUGAAAGGAGAUUUCAUCUCUACGGUUCAGCAGCGUGGAGCAGCAGUCAUUAAAGCACGCAAGCUCUCCAGCGCCAUGUCUGCUGCGAAGGCCAUCUGUGACCACAUGAGGGACCUCUGGAGCGGCACUGCUGAGGGCGAGUUCGUCUCCAUGGGCGUGUACUCGACUGGAAACUCGUAUGGCGUUCCUGAUGACCUCAUUUAUUCAUUCCCUGUCAAUAUCAAGGAUAAAUCCUGGAAGAUCGCCAGCGGUCUGGCCAUCAACGACUUCUCCCGAGCCAAGAUGGACGCCACCGCAGCCGAGCUGGUGGAGGAGAGAGACACCGCCCUCUCCUUCCUGAGCGCCUGACUAAAUCAAACACCGAAAACACACCUCCACCCAGACGCACGUCUGUGAAACGACCCAAAAAGCACUCCGUUGACCAUCAUCUUCUGUCUCUCCCCCCAAAUAAACACAGCAGUGUGUGAAUGUGUUGCAGUGUAAUAGGUCAUAUAUACAGUAUAUACGCUCAAUAAGCUGUGUGUUACUGUCAAGCCUUUUAAAAGGAAACCUUGAGUCGGUGCAUCACCAGUUAGUAUAAAUCCGUGUUUCAGUUCAACUGAUCUUCAUGUCCAUGAUCCACUAGUUGUCAAAUUACUGUAUCGGACUUCUUCAAUAAAUGAAAGUGAAACUGGCAA
Molecule: messenger RNA, 1439 nt
Organism: Neoarius graeffei (lesser salmon catfish)
Lineage: Eukaryota; Metazoa; Chordata; Actinopteri; Siluriformes; Ariidae
Gene: mdh1ab
Product: malate dehydrogenase 1Ab, NAD (soluble)
Exons: 9
Coding region: 109-1110 (333 amino acids)
Biological process (GO): oxaloacetate metabolic process; tricarboxylic acid cycle; malate metabolic process
Cellular component (GO): mitochondrion; cytosol
Molecular function (GO): L-malate dehydrogenase (NAD+) activity
Source: RefSeq, a predicted model, not a curated record